AUGGGGUUUCAUGGAUUCUCCAAAUCCAAUCCAAGAAUUUAUUGGAUUGCUAGUGGAAUAGUAGCUCUUGUUAUCAUUGUCACAAUCAUGUUAAAGAAAUUAAUUACCGUUUAUCUAGAUUGUUGUAAAGGCAGUAAACAACUUUCAAAAACCAAACCAGAUGAAGAAAUGAAGUCUAUAAGAACUUAUGCACUAGAAGAGUUGAAGAUGGCAACCAAAGACUUCAAGAUUCGGAUUGGCGUUGGAGCAACUUCAUAUGUUUAUCUUGCUGAGUUUGGAGAUGGAAGAUUAGGCGCGGUGAAGCGUGUCAUGGAGGAAAGAGGUGGAAAAACAAAGAUGUUCUUGGAUGAAGUCUCUGUCUUGCUUAGGAUAUCACAUCCUAAUUUGGUUGGCUUAAUGGGAUUUUGCUUGGACAAAGGAGAACAAUUGCUACUUUUGGAGUAUGUUCCUAACAAAAGCCUCUUUGAGAGAAUGCACACAUACCAUAACCAAUCCUCUGUUACACUAUCAUGGUCUAAUCGUCUUAACAUUGCGUUAGACGUUGCUCGUGCUCUUGACUAUCUCCAUUCAGUAGCUGAUCCUCCUGUCAUACACAGAGACGUUAAAUCAUCAAACAUUCUAUUAAUCAACGAUGAUCAUGCCAAACUUGCAGAUUUCGGGCUAUGCAAGUUAGGCAAUGAUGUUGUAAGCGCGACUACUCCUACUAAAGUAAAAGGUUCACUCGGUUAUGUUGACACAUAUUACCUUAACACAGGGCUAGUGUCACCAAAAAGUGAUGUUUAUAGCUUCGGAGUAUUACUUCUCGAGCUCAUUACAGGGCUCAAGUCGUUACAAGGCUCAAUGACACUUGCUGAAUGGACUGAGGAAUGUAGGAAAAAUGAGAAUGUUGAGUUGCUAAUUGGUAUGUUGGAUCCAAAACUCAAUGGUAAUGUAGACAUUGAACAACUAAGAGUUUUGAUUGAUGUGGCUAAUUCAGCUUUACUUGAAAAUUCUGAAGCAAGACCAAACAUGACACAUAUUGUCUAUAGAAUUUCAAGUUGUAUGGAGUCUCAUCAACCUAUACCUGAAUUACCUGUAUAG
Molecule: messenger RNA, 1080 nt
Organism: Solanum dulcamara
Lineage: Eukaryota; Viridiplantae; Streptophyta; Magnoliopsida; Solanales; Solanaceae
Product: probable receptor-like protein kinase At1g49730
Exons: 2
Coding region: 1-1080 (359 amino acids)
Biological process (GO): protein phosphorylation
Molecular function (GO): protein kinase activity; ATP binding
Source: RefSeq, a predicted model, not a curated record